Messenger RNA from Oreochromis niloticus (Nile tilapia), 1593 nucleotides. RefSeq names its product linkage group 5 C1orf50 homolog (gene lg5h1orf50). The record is from RefSeq and is a predicted model, not a curated record. The transcript has 5 exons. Lineage: Eukaryota; Metazoa; Chordata; Actinopteri; Cichliformes; Cichlidae. The coding region runs from base 150 to 719 and encodes 189 amino acids.
GGGCGGAGAUUAGGACCCAGUGAUCCCUACGGUAUCUUUAGUAAAUACAAGUUGGUUACAAAACAGCCAAGUGGACAGACUACAGAUAGGUUAUAAUUAUUGAUAUUACUCGAGAGAGGAGUUUGUAGUAAAACUUCAAGGAAGACAAUAUGGACAGGACGGUCAGCCUGCCUAACCAGCCCGAGAAAACCACAACAGUGACUCUGGUUGAGAGCAGUAGUGCUCCCAGUGGACUGGAACUGGUUAGUUCUUACCAGACCAACAGAGUUGGAGACCCCAUGAAUCUGGUUGCCCUUGCAGAGCAAGUCCAGAAGGGAGAUGAGUUUGUAAAAGCCAACGCCUGCAACAAACUGACAGUCAUUGCAGACCAGAUCAGAUACCUUCAGGAGCAGGCCAGGAAGGCUUUGGAAGAAGCCAAAAGAGACUCUGAGCUGCACCACGCUGCCUGUAACAUUGUGAAAAAGCCAGGCAACAUCUACUACCUCUAUCAGAGACCAUCGGGACAGAAAUACUUCUCCAUCAUAUCUCCUAAGGAAUGGGGUCCAAGCUCCCCUCACCCAUUUCUUGGUACAUUCAAACUUCAACACGACAUGUCGUGGACCCCCUUCGACGAGGUGGAGAAGAGAGACGCGGAGCUCGCCAUCAUGGACAAACUCGUCAGCCAGCAGACAGCCUUACCUACGUACACAGGACCCAACUUCAAAGGCCUCACUGAAUAAAGAACAGACUGCUCCAACUAGUACACGCUGGGCUUUUUAAGGACAUGAGCCAGAUGCUAACGCUAGUCUUAAACGAUUUCAGAACUGCUUGUGUCAGUCACAAAAGCCUCACCGACUUUUUUAUGUUGCCUUAAGGACACAACUUGUUUAGUUUAUGUUUGUACACACACACAAAUCUCUGAUCGACUGUGUCUGGACACUUUUACUGUAUAAGAACGUUUAUUAGACCUGAUGUAGCAGAAUAUUCCACCAACAUUCAGCUCGAGGAUCAGAUAUAAAGCUGCAUCACAGAGCUUAUCCAAAAACACAAGAAGCUGACAUCCAGCUUUUUCUCACCAAAAGGAAUUGUACUUAUGUGUCUCAUGUUAGCACAACAUCAGUCUGCAAUUUAUCAGCAGAAUUCCAAGUUAGCAUAGAGUUUAAGAAAAAAACUGAACCACUCCUAAAGGUUUAGCUUUUUAGCACCAUUAGUGGUGAAACAAGGCACCUUAUCCAGCUAUAUUCUUGAAGCCUGGGCUCUUGAUUAAAGCCCAACUGUAUGACAACAUUGACAUAUGGUGAUUAAAAAAAAUCCAAUAUUUUUCUUUCAUGAACACAAGAGAUUUGCCAAACAUGUGCUAUGUGUAGUUAUUUAUGAGUGAGGACUAGGAUAAUGUGACAACUUAUAUGGUCUGACUGCAUGAGUCAGCUGGUUGUCGUCCCUGUGGCAUUUCAAACAUGCGCUGCUAUCAGUGCCCUCUAGUGGACAAACUACAAUGUCAACACUUGUGGUUGAAGCAUGUUUCUCCUGUGUCUUUAUUUUUUUCUAACUUUUCAGCCAAAAAAGAGAACACCACUACCAAUAUUUAGACAAAUGUCUAAUACAUGGCAGGGA